GCGUCAGAGCCAACCGCUUGCCAACACGCCGUCAUCCAAGACAGCCGCUCCACUCCCUCCUCCAAUGAGAUGUACCAAGAACACUGCCCAGGCUAUGCAUCCUUGGCCACACGCAGUGGAAGCGCUCUUGCGCCCAGCAAGAAGGAGAAUUUAUAGCCAACCUCAAUAUUUGCUGCUGCCUUAGCUAGCCUGCCCCUGAGUAUUCGUGUCAAACAUGGUCAUGAUUCAGUACCCUAUAUACAGUCUGUAAUCCCAUUCCAACCUUCUGACACUCGUUGCCAGCCUCCGUUGCAGCUUUCUUUCGUUUUAAAUACUCCAGUCACUCGCUCAGACAGUUUAUUCGUCGAUUAAUAUCAUGAAGUCACAUCUGUCAUGGGCAUUGACUGCCCUCGCUGCCACAGUGCCUCUCAGUGCAGCUCAGACAUACUCGAGUUGCAACCCCACGAACAAAACCUGCCCGCCUGACAAGGGUCUCAACCAGUGGUCCCUGACCACCAACUUCACCGAGGGCUCGUCUUGGCGUGAUAGAUGGAAUGUGACCGCCGAUUCCGUGAACAGCACCUCCAAAGGUGCUGAAUUCGUUAUCAGCCAGGAGGGCGAUGCCCCCACUAUUGAGUCCAACUUCUACAUCUUUUUCGGAUAUGUAGAGGUCAGGUUCCGCGCUGCCAACGGCACCGGUAUCGUCAGCACCAGUGUGAUGGAGUCUAACGACCUGGAUGAGAUUGACUGGGAGCAAGUCAGUACAUGGGACUCGGAAAUCCAAACGAACUACUUUGGCAAAGGCAACACCACCUCCUACGACCGUGCCACCACCGUGAACGUCACGACUCCCGAAGAAACCUACCACACCUAUGGAGUCAACUGGACUUCCAGCAAGACCGAAUGGAUCCUCGAUGGUACUGUCGUCCGUACACUCGAGUAUGCGGACGCUGUCGAUGGCAAGAACUACCCGCAGACCCCCAUGACCGUCCGUGUCGGUAUUUGGGCUGGCGGUGAUCCUGACAACUCCGAGGGAACCAUCGAAUGGGCCGGUGGUGAGACCGACUACGGCGACGGCCCGUUUAUCAUGUAUCUGGAGUCGGUCAGCAUCAUUAACUACACCCCCGCCGAGUAUUACAACUACACGGACAAGACUGGCGACUACACAAGUAUCAAGGCCUACAACACCACCACAUCGUCAAAGUCGACCAAUUCGUCCAGUAGCUCGUCCUCGUCCUCGUCGUCGAGCUCUGGUUCUUCAAGCUCGAGCUCCGCCUCUGUAUCCAGCAGUGAUGCCAGUGGUCUUUCCUACAGCGGAUUCCUGAUGACGAUCCUUGGGCUGAGCGCAUUCGGGGGAUUGCUUCUUUAGACGACAUACCAACGGCUGUGCCAUAUGUAUUGAUUCAUCGCAACUGUAUAAACCAGCCUAUUUUGUAGUACAAUCAAUCCAGGAGUUUUGCAU
Messenger RNA from Aspergillus eucalypticola CBS 122712, 1441 nucleotides. Its product is annotated as glycoside hydrolase family 16 protein. Lineage: Eukaryota; Fungi; Ascomycota; Eurotiomycetes; Eurotiales; Aspergillaceae. Gene Ontology annotation, cellular component: fungal-type cell wall. Gene Ontology annotation, molecular function: glycosyltransferase activity; hydrolase activity, hydrolyzing O-glycosyl compounds. The transcript has 3 exons. Gene Ontology annotation, biological process: fungal-type cell wall organization; carbohydrate metabolic process. The record is from RefSeq and is a predicted model, not a curated record. The coding region runs from base 356 to 1348 and encodes 330 amino acids.